UCGUUCAUCGUUCGUCGAAUCGUUUCCUCCUUCCCUGAUGGGUGCCUGUUGCAGCGCGAAGCGAAAGAACUCGGUGCCAAUCGUCACCCCGCAGACUAAGAAAACCACGAAGCGAAUUGGCGACAUCUCCGAUGAGGAGGUUGACCUCAUUUGCUUCGGUUCUUUUGAUGUUGAUGAUCGGCGACUACCGUCGCUGCAUGUGGUUGAUCUUUUUGGUGCAUUGCUGAUAUUGCUGAUCGACAUUUGGGCUUACACAGGGAUUGAAGAUAAUUAUUCGCCCCAGCUUCAGCUGGUAUUCAAACAGUUUGAUGUGAACGGUGACGGUUAUAUCGAGGAGCCGGAACUGAAGCAGGUGAUGACCCGGCUCGGGCAGGAACCUAGCAAUGACGAAAUCAGGGCCAUGUUCAAAGCUGCCGAUCUCAAUCGCGAUGGAAAAAUUAGCUAUGAAGAAUUCACGGAAAUCGCCCAGGCAAAUCCUCUGUCGCUUUCAAUGAAGACAGUGUUCGGCGAAAUGGACAAAGAUGGUGAUGGCUACGUUACCAGGUCAGAAAUGGAUGAGGCGCUGCGGCGCAUGGGUCACCAGAUAACCGAAAAUGAACUCAACGCUAUAUUCAAAGCUGCCGAUACAGACCUCGAUGGAAAAAUAGAUUUUGAAGGUAACACAUCGACUUACAUGUGACA
Messenger RNA from Soboliphyme baturini, 681 nucleotides. The record is from the annotation of a GenBank genome assembly. Lineage: Eukaryota; Metazoa; Nematoda; Enoplea; Dioctophymatida; Soboliphymatidae.